Molecule: messenger RNA, 763 nt
Organism: Saccostrea cuccullata (small rock oyster)
Lineage: Eukaryota; Metazoa; Mollusca; Bivalvia; Ostreida; Ostreidae
Exons: 6
Coding region: 153-566 (137 amino acids)
Source: RefSeq, a predicted model, not a curated record
UUAGGCCUACAGUAUUAAAAUUGGACUCAUGUACUAGGAACAUCAUUUCUUUAGCAGAAUUAUCCCACUGAAUUAAAAGGAACUCUUUUUUCAGGUGCGCAUGAUGCAACUUCCUUGAUGAUGUGUAGGCUGUUUGUCAACAUGUGAAUCCAAUGUACAUUUCUGGGAGUUGUCUCCCCUUGAAAAGAUCAAUAAUGGCGGAUAAACAAUGCGGCAUGCAGUCUGGUCACCAACGGACAGUUUUGACACUGUAUACCUGUAUUUCUACCAAUUACCUCAGUAACCUUUGUUGUGAUCACACAGAUGAUGGACCACUCUACUCUCUUUUACAACAGGUGCCUCUACAGAUUCACAAAGUUCCAGUGUUGAGUUUCCAUGACCCCUAUUCAUCCAAGACAGGAAAAGGAAUAGAGUUGACAGGACUUCUUGCACUGUCCCUGGUAGCAGUUUAUGAGGGAACCAACCGCAGUAGACAUAGCACGCUUCAUCAAAGAUGCACCAGAUGCAGCGGCUUUGUCUCCAUCACUGGUGAAAUGGGAUAUAAGUGGCUGGUCAUCACUUUGUAACUCACCAACACAAUUAGCGACCCAUCUCUUCUCGUCUCCAGAGGAAUGGUUGCAGUGCAGUCUUCUUGUCUUUGGCAGGUCUGUUGCAUAUUGGCAGCUGACGCUGGUUCAAUAUUUGCACCAAGAAGCAUACCACGCAUACCCUCUGUUGUAAGACUGGUACCCAGGUGACCGACAGCCAUGGCCACAAUCAGCUG